AUGGAAGGUGACAGAGAAUUGCUGUUGCUAAAAGCCCGCGCAUCAAAACCAACUUAUCUUCCAGAGCAAUGGAAUGAGGGUAACCAAGACUACUCAAGGUCACCUGAUAGACGGAGAGAUAAUUCUCCAGAGCCGAUGGACAAUGCUGUGCCAACCUAUGUCUCUCCACCUCCUUCCUUUGACAGGAGUUUUAAACCUGCUAAAGUCAAAGAACCAGAAAAAGACGUGUUUGAUAAGCUGUGGGAGGGUUGAGAAGAUGAUCCAAAAGUCUACAAUCCCCAAUUUAUAAGGGAUAAACUCAGCCGCUUGAACCCAAUGUUUGAAAAAGGCUGGCAUGAAGAUGCGUUCGAGUCCUUCACAUUUUUCUUCGGUCAACUAAGCGAGGAUUGCAUGGUCGAAAUGCCCAGACCGGAUGUU
Messenger RNA from Acanthoscelides obtectus, 417 nucleotides. NCBI's taxonomy places the organism in Eukaryota, Metazoa, Arthropoda, Insecta, Coleoptera, Chrysomelidae. The record is from the annotation of a GenBank genome assembly.